Molecule: messenger RNA, 936 nt
Organism: Ambispora gerdemannii
Lineage: Eukaryota; Fungi; Glomeromycota; Glomeromycetes; Archaeosporales; Ambisporaceae
Source: the annotation of a GenBank genome assembly
AUGGUAGAUACUGAAAGAACACCGCUUUUGAACCGAGGAGACGAAGAAUCAACGUUAGAAUCUUCGCACAAAGAUUUAUGUAAACGUUUAUGUCAACGUUUGUGCACGCGUGAAACUCUUUUAUUAUUCUUGUUGGGUUUGAUAUUGGUGUUUCUAGUGUUAAAUGUUGUUAUUCUAUAUAUUGUACAAACGAACGAACCUCAACUUCCCACGGACAUAUCGAUUAUACCAAAUCAUUAUCAGCUACGAGUUAGCAGUCGUUUUGCGAUAAACUUUCGUUGGGAUUAUGUUCUUGAAGUACCACCUCCACUUGAUUUGGCUUCUUUACCAAUUCGUGAGAAUAAAGAACAAGUGAAAAACUAUCUUUUGGAGCUAAACGAAAAAUAUUCACCGUCCGAUAACAGAAUUGCUUCAAAUAACAGUACUAAUUAUCCUAAUUAUCCAUUUGAAUUUGAAUUCGCUGAACUGGUUUCACGAUCUUACAAACUUUGGAGUCCUGCAUAUUACGAGAUGCGUGAAGAUAGAUACGACGAAGCUGGAAACGCUGCUUUGGUCGUAACUACAGUUGCAUCCACGGAAUUCAAUUUCUUUUCUACUGCUCCAUCCGUCAUUGUGUCAUUUACGCGUGCGAAAGAACUCGAGGCCGAUAUUCAAGCUUGUCAAUACAAGAUCACGUGGACAAGCCCUGUCUCUGAUGGAUUGAUCAAACGAAAAUGUCCACAACUGGGUGAAAGAAAAUUUAAAACGAUUUCUGUUGUUAAAGGAUCAAGUGAAUGGGGAAUGGAAUUUUUCGAUGCUAAUGAAAAUGAGCAUUAUGCUAUUGCUACUCCUUAUCCAGACGCGCCAUUCCCACCAGUAUUACCAGCCAUCUAUACGGCUUAUUAUGAUUAUCAUACCAACAGGAAAAAUGCCAAUAAUUUAAAAGAAAACCAAUAG